AUGGACUUAUUGGACGACGUCGAAGCCAUAGCAGUAGCAUAUGCUUUAAAUAAACGCAAUAAUGCAGAAAAAAAGAAAAGAUCCAUAAGGCGCUAUUGGGUACAUCCGAUGAACACUAAACGAAUUAAAGAAGGUCAGUUUCAAGUGAACUUCAUGACACUGAGGGCUCACCCUGAAGAAUUUUUAAAGUAUUUCAGGAUGUCUAUAGAAUCGUUUGAUGAGUUGAUUUUACUGGUAAGACCAAGUUUAUCAAAACAAGUAACAAAUAUGCGCAUUCCAAUCAGUACAGAAGAACGACUGACAAUCACUUUGCGGUAA
Macrosiphum euphorbiae (potato aphid) is the source of this 318-nucleotide messenger RNA. NCBI's taxonomy places the organism in Eukaryota, Metazoa, Arthropoda, Insecta, Hemiptera, Aphididae. The record is from the annotation of a GenBank genome assembly.